AUGAGCGAGUCAAAAGCGAAGCAUUCGCUUGUUCCUCUUGCAACCCUGAUUGGUAGGGAGCUGAGGAGCGAGAAAGUAGAGAAACCUUUAGUCAAGUAUGGUCAAGCUGCUCUCGCCAAGAAAGGAGAAGACUACUUUCUGAUUAAAACCGAUUGUGAGAGGAUUCCUGGUGAUCCAUCCUCAGCCUUUUCUGUUUUCGGGAUAUUUGACGGACACAAUGGUAAUUCAGCUGCCAUAUAUACCAAGGAACAUCUUCUAGACAAUGUGGUGAGUGCAAUUCCUCACGGCGCAAGCAGAGAAGAGUGGCUUCAAGCUCUGCCUAGAGCUCUAGUUGCUGGCUUUGUGAAAACGGACAUUGAGUUUCAGCAGAAAGGGGAGACUUCUGGAACAACGGUGACGUUUGUUCUUAUUGAUGGUUGGACUAUCACUGUCGCUUCUGUUGGCGACUCACGCUGCAUAUUAGACACUCAAGGUGGUGUGGUUUCUCUACUCACUGUUGAUCACAGGCUGGAAGAGAAUGUUGAAGAGAGAGAACGCAUCACUGCCAGCGGAGGUGAGGUUGGAAGGCUCAACGUUUUUGGUGGCAAUGAGGUCGGUCCACUUCGAUGCUGGCCUGGUGGUUUGUGUCUUUCAAGGUCCAUUGGUGAUACCGAUGUGGGAGAAUUCAUUGUCCCAAUACCGCAUGUUAAGCAAGUCAAACUUUCAGAUGCUGGAGGGAGACUCAUUAUAGCAUCAGAUGGUAUAUGGGAUAUACUGUCAUCUGAUGUGGCUGCCAAAGUUUGUCGUGGUUUAUCUGCCGAGCUUGCUGCUAAACUUGUUGUUAAGGAAGCACUGCGAACAAAAGGGUUGAAGGAUGAUACUACAUGUGUAGUUGUUGACAUAGUUCCAUCUGAUCAUCUUGCCUCGGCUCCAGCGCCAAGAAAGAAGCAGAACGCAUUCGCCUCGUUGCUUUCUAGGAAGAAACAUACAGAUUCCAAUAACAAAAACGGGAAAAAGCUUUCUUCUGUUGGAGUUGUAGAAGAAUUGUUUGAAGAAGGUUCUGCUAUGCUUGCAGAUAGAUUGGGAAAGGAUCUUCCGUCGAAUACGGACAAUGGGCUCUUGAAAUGUGCUGUGUGCCAAACUGAUGAAUCUCCGGAUGAAGGUUUAUCAAACAACGGGGGUCCUAUCGUCUCAUCAGCAUCUAAGCGAUGGGAAGGUCCCUUCCUGUGCACAGUAUGCAAGAAAAAGAAAGACGCAAUGGAAGGCAAAAGAGCAAGCAAAGGUUCAGUGACCACUUGA
Messenger RNA from Microthlaspi erraticum, 1278 nucleotides. NCBI's taxonomy places the organism in Eukaryota, Viridiplantae, Streptophyta, Magnoliopsida, Brassicales, Brassicaceae. The record is from the annotation of a GenBank genome assembly.